UAGCUACAGGGACGCAAUCAAUUACCCGUCCCUUCAGCCUCAAUCUCUUCUGCACAAAGUUGAAUUCGUUAGAUCCUUGGUGGAAUUGUCGCUCUUUACUUCAAUACCUACCUACCUAGUUGGCAAGAAGGAUGAAGAGGCAUGUCGGUGCAGGUAGUACUUGCCUCCUACGUUAGCUACUUACUAUUUAUCAAGUGCUUCGAAGCGGAAGGAGAAACCAAGUUCUCAAGUUCAAGACUAAAUUACAUAGCACAAGGCGCGUAAGACUUUGUCUAGUACCCAUGCAGUCUUCCAUUUUUGAGUUCUAUCAUGGCUGGUCCCCCGACUCCCGUGUCCGCGUGCCCACUCGUUUACUUGGAGAUCCGCGAUGGAGCGAAUGCCAAAGCCUACAACUCUUCUCACCCACACAGUGCCUUCACUUUGACGAUUGAUGGUGAAAGACCGAUCGGAUCAGAGAUGGGAAUUUUGGUUCUUUUGAUACACAAAGGGAAACAACAAGUGGUUUCCCUUCGACUCAGUGAAAUAAAAGGAGGAUCACCUUCCUCUGCAGAGAUCAUCAGCAUCAAUAAGCAAACUAAUCGAAUCUGUGUAACUGUGCCCAAGAAGCCACAAGCGCUCCUCGCGCAGUUUGAAGAAAAGAGAGAUUUCAGUGUUACUGUAUGCUUGCUGCAGAAGGCUGGAUUCUUCGCCAGCGAGGCAAUACCAGCAUCUCUUCUAACAGUUCCUCCUCAGCCUGUAUCUCAAACACACGAUGCCAUGUUUGACACGAGACCACGACUCUCUUCGAUCACACCGUCGACUCUAUUGCCUCCGAAUCAUUUCCCAGGAACUGGUGCUCCACCUGACUUCUCGUUCACCACCAUGUUGAACGCUCCUUUACAGUCGUCGCCAUUUUCGACUGUCCCAACCUCGUACAUGGAACAGACACAAAGAGCGCAGUCAAUACCUAUGCAAAACUAUCUUCCAGGGACUCAAAUGCGGCAUACUAGCCCAGUGACGGUACAACUCAACCCGUACCACAUGUUCCUUGAAAGAGACGGCACACACUCACAUAAACCUCGCGUUGGAUCGCCUCUGAGGUACUCCUUUAACUCUAGCCCGCCUCCGACACAAUCACCCAUCGGUAGGGCCGACAUGGUGAUGCCUCUGAAUGUGUCCACCACAGGCUCCCACGCGCAGAGCCUCUCAGUUUGUGAAAGUCCUAAAGUCGGCUCUUUUAAAAGUCGCUCGGAUGUCGACCCCAAGAGCUGUAAUACGCGCUCAGACUUGACAAAGGACCUUUCGCCCGAACCAUACCGUCAACAGCCGUUGCACGACCAGGACUUUCGCAAACUGAUGCCUCGACCAAGGCAGUUGCCAUUUGAUUCACGUGCAAAGACCGCCUCACCAUACAAGAAGCCUGAGGUGCAAGCAGGUAUACAAUCGGGGCUUGAGAUAUCCUCUGACUAUAGAGAAACCAGGAGAUCCCCAAGCCGGUCUUUAAGGAGAGAUCCAACCAAUUCAGGGAAAAGUCAAAGCACUGAAACCACGUACAACACCACAAAUAAGAGGCUAGACUGGAAGAGUGGCAGAGUUCUUGCGUCAGAAAACACUGAUGAUUAUUCUAAAGCAACUAGUAGUUUUGAAGACCAUCCUCCCAGUUCUAAAUCGGUGGGUACAUUUGCGAGUGUGAAAGCAAAAGAUGAUAUGUACAAGGACGCCGAGUGUCAGACAACCCUCCCAAAAAGCCCGAAAGUUGCAACUAGCUCCCAGGGGUCCUCAGGAUCAAAACAAGAAACCUCAGGUGUGGAGCUCCUACCAUGGGUUAUACUUAGUGACCACAACACGUUGAAGGAUUUGAAUCAAGCAACAGCCCCAUUGGUUGAACAGUUUGAACAGGAUGUUGCGAGGGGCGGUGAUGCAGCUUUGCUCGCACAGUUCUAUUCUAAGCAACUAUGGGCAAGACGUAGAGACUUCUGGUAUAAAAAGUUUCAAGUCAUGGUCGGCGGGGAGUGACAACUGGUUGGCGAGUUAUCUGCAAUAUGAGCGGAUAGUUGGAGGCUAAAGGAAGGAAAUUCGAACAUUUGACUUUGUUACGUGAGUUUAAGAGCUUGCAGGUAGGUAUGCAACU
Fusarium verticillioides 7600 is the source of this 2110-nucleotide messenger RNA. RefSeq lists its product as hypothetical. Bases 310 to 1995 code for a protein of 561 amino acids. The record is from RefSeq and is a predicted model, not a curated record. The transcript is spliced from 3 exons. Lineage: Eukaryota; Fungi; Ascomycota; Sordariomycetes; Hypocreales; Nectriaceae.